Molecule: messenger RNA, 5755 nt
Organism: Coccinella septempunctata (seven-spotted ladybird)
Lineage: Eukaryota; Metazoa; Arthropoda; Insecta; Coleoptera; Coccinellidae
Gene: Spn
Exons: 17
Coding region: 346-5556 (1736 amino acids)
Biological process (GO): calcium-mediated signaling; neuron projection development; actin filament organization
Cellular component (GO): postsynaptic density; dendrite; actin cytoskeleton
Molecular function (GO): actin filament binding
Source: RefSeq, a predicted model, not a curated record
UGCUCGGGUUGUUGCUCUCCGCUGUGUUUCGAGUCGAGAGCGAGACUGUCUUCAAAAGCCGAUAAUAUUGAAACCUGUCCAGGUGAUUGUUUUCAUAACAUAGCAGUGGAAAUUUGCGAAAAAGCUGCAAUUACAAUGAAAGUUUUCCGGUAAAUUAUUUGUCGUCAAGUGCCAUGAACUGUUCGCUGAAGUAGUGAUUUUAGAAUUUGUGCAAUAUGGUUUUUUAUGUGUAUUUAUCAUGAUAAUUUAAGCACUGACAGUUGUGUUCUAAAGCCUUCAUUUUAGCUAAUUGUUAUCGGGGAUGUGAACUGGAGAUAAGGCAAGAAAAUAUCGUGACAGCAAACAAUGGACGACAAGAAGAGCUCGCGCUACGUAAGCUCGAAAGUUUCGGAGAUCGCAAAUAGGUUUCAACAGAACCAGUGCACGAACAAGAAAGAAGAGAUUAUUGCACCCCUGACUAAAGUGACGAAAACUGCGAAAUUCGGCAGCAAUCAUGUGGACAAGAUCAACGAGAACGCUGACACGCCAAACCCGCUCGUACGCACGGAAUCGCACGUGACGCGCUUCAAUCACGCCCGGGCGCUGUUCGAGAAGCUCGGCGAGGAGAACAGCCGAAACAGCAGGCGGGACCGCGCGGCGCCGCUGCAGUCGACGAAGAGCGCCUCGAGCGUUUUGGACGCUUCCGCGCGAUCGCGUAGCAGUUCGGCGAACAGCGAGCCGGCCAUCGGGCCGAGGGAUUGCAAGUCGUUCGAGUUCGAGAGCGCAUCGUCGAGGAGUCCAUCGCCGCCGACGUCCAAGAGGAUCGAGACGGUGGAGAAUGAGAAUAAAUUUAGCGAAACAUUCCACGCACCAAAUGAGACUAAAAUCAACGGAGUCGAUCACAACAAGCCGUCGAAAACGGCGGCGAACGCCACCUUCGAAGAAGAACCCCGCAACCAGCUGAACGAACCGAACGGCAACGUGCUCCAACAAGCCGACGAUCGGAACGCGUCGAAACCGGCCCUGAUGAAGAAACCCGACCGGCCGGACAAGCCGGAACGGAAGCUGAACAGCAAGGAACUGAUCGAGAAGCAGCGCAAUUGGACGUCGCAUUUUUCGAAAUCGCGCUCUAACCGGUAUAGCAGCGAUCCCAAUAAGCAGGCCGAGGUCAAGUUGCCGCCCAGCAGGACCGCGUGCGACAACAGGACGAACUCGUCUUCCGCGGCGGCCAUCAGGAGCGCGUCUUUCAACAACAAGAUACGCAGCCCUCCGACGUCGCCGCCGCCGCCCCCUGUUCGCACCGAGGCGUCGAGGCGGCCGAACGCGGUAGGUCGUAAGGAGAGGCCGGUCUCGGUGAUUCCCACGCCGUACAAGAGUCCGGACGUCAGUCCGACGAAAGAGACCAGGGACAAACUGUCGGAUUCCGUUUUUUCCAAGAAGGGACCGCUGUUCAAGUCGGAAGAAAACUGUUCGGCGCAGAGGGCAACGUCUAACAACGACUAUAUAUUCAAGAAUAACGCGUACGUGGAGAGCAUAAACAAUUUUUGUCUGCACCCGCCGCCCGCGACGAUCGUUGGCGCGAGCAACAAGGCUCAGGUGUUGGACGAGGUGGAGGCGAAUAAGGAGAGUUUGUCGGCUACCUCGGAAAGUUUGUCCUCGCUCAGUCCGCCCAGCAGUCCUAGUAAAGUGAAGAGCGAGAACGAGAAGCAGGAACAGGAGGCGAACGAGAAGUCGCAGUUGAUUCUGGAUGGGCCGGAAAAUAAAAAAGAAGACAAUAAGACUGAAGAUAUUAAUAAUGUGCCAAGGAGGAAGAAGGUUUCCAGCGUUUCUAUCAACUUACCAGCAGCCGGUCUGGGAAGCCGGCCAGCCUCCAUCGUCAGUUCCUCAACGACGGACGAGGGAGGUUUCAACGAACCCCUCCCGAGAGUCGAGGCCAAGCUGAAACCUCACGAGGAAUCGCUGUACGAUCUGCCGAUGAACGAGGACAAACCGUUAGAAUAUUCCGACGACGAUGACGAUUACAAAAAGCCCAUUGAGGUGACCGAUGUAUCGCCAAUAUCGCCCCCUAAGAUCUGCCGGUUGAGUCAGGAAGAAAUAGAAGCUUUAUAUGCUGUGCCACACAAACCGAACAGUGUUGUACACCAGAAAUCUACCACUUCGACCGACUCCGAUACAUCGCAGGUAACUGUGAUCCCUCAACAGAAAUCCAUCGACUCCGAUGUUAUGUACAAUACCACUAUAAAUAACAGCACUAUAGUUACAUCGUUAGACAGCCAUGAAGAAGAGAACUGUGAUGAAAUGAACUCGAAUAUUAAAUCAGAACCGUUUAUUAUGGUUAGGGAAGCUUUGCACGACGACGAACGAGGCGGUACCAGGACACCGGAAUUGCAGAAAUCAGAAGCUAACAUCCUGGAUUUGAACGACGUGGAAUAUGUCGAUGCUAGUGAUAACGAAGAUAGUUUUGGAGAGAAGAAGACUGAGCCGGAUGCGAUGACUCCGCAGGAAGCAGAAAAUUUGCUCAGUACCCAGAUACUCGAAAAGAAAAGAGCCGAAAUAUUAUCCGACGAGGAGGCCCAAGAGGUGGCUCGCAUGCUCAACAAAGACGGCAAACUGAACAAAUGGCAACCCGACGCCUCAAGCUCCUUGCUCCAGGACUCGGUCACCAGCUCGAUAUACGAAUCGUCUGGAGCGGUGUCCUUGAACGACAGCAUGGGACCGCCGUCUUUGCAGGACGAAUCGACGGCCGAAUCAACGGAACACCUGAGCGACUACAUAAUCAACCGGACUCCCGAAGCCACGGACAUCUCUAAGCAUAGGGAGGUCGAGUGUUCACGCUCGCAGAUCUACGACUCCACCUCUAGCAUCGACACGUCCGCACACGACGAAGCUUUCACGCAGUCGAAGUGUGAUGUGAGCGUUUCGGAUUCUGGACUACUUGGAUCAGUAACAAGCUUGUCCGAAGCAAAUAAUCUGGAGCUAAUGAAUGGUUUCACCCCGAAAGCUGUGCCCAUUGUUGGUGUCGAACAUGGAGUUCAUUACUAUGAGGAUGGCCACUUUUGGAUGGAAGUCCCUGGAUUACCCCUAGAAGACGAAGAUGAUGAUCUUGACUGUCCUAAUUUCAUUCCUAAACCAAAUACUAAGGUGCAAUUCACAAGUCAACCUAUAAAGGUGUAUUCUACCUUCAGCAUAUCAGAAUACGAUAGGCGAAACGAGGAUGUUGAUCCUGUCGCCGCUUCUGCUGAAUACGAACUCGAAAAACGCGUAGAAAAAAUGGAUGUAUUCCCUGUUGAACUUGUCAAAGGACCGGAAGGAUUGGGCUUGAGUAUAAUAGGUAUGGGAGUUGGCGCCGACGCAGGCUUGGAGAAAUUGGGAAUUUUCGUCAAGACGAUCACCGCUAAUGGUGCUGCAGCUAAGGAUACGAGAAUUAGGGUAAAUGAUCAAAUCAUUGAAGUUGAUGGUAAAAGUUUAGUAGGAGUAACUCAAGCUUAUGCGGCUAGCGUUCUUAGAAAUACAUCCGGUUUAGUCAAAUUUCUGAUUGGUCGAGAGAGAGAUCCAGAAAAUAGUGAAGUAGCUCAGCUAAUCAAGCAGUCAUUGCAAGCUGACAAGGAAAGGGAAGAAAGGAGACAGAGGAUCUUGGAAGCGGAACAACAACAAAGUGAUGCCAGUACUGCACCUUUAGGUUCCGCUAAUACAAGUGUAUCAGAUGGCCCGACAAGUCCCACGGUCAUCGCCGAAUCAUUGUUUGACAACGAACAAGAGAACGAUGUUGAAGCAUUGAGACAACUUCUUCAGGAGACACAGCGUAAAUAUAACAUAAGCGAGCUUGAGGUUGCAAGACUGAAAACCAAGCUUAUGGAACAGAAUGGUAUAAAAUCAGAUGAAUCAGAGAAACUUGAACAAACUAAUCAGAAACUAAAGGAAACAGAAAGAAUCUUACAAACCACUAAGAAAGAAGUUCAAACCUACCAAAAUAUGUUAGAACAGUCACAAUCACAAUACUUAGCAUUAGAGAAGAAGUAUAAUAAAGCGAAACACUUGAUUAGAGAAUUCCAACAGAGAGAACUGGAUAUGCUGCAUAGGGAAGAGUUUUAUCAACAGCUUCUACAAGAAAAAGAUAUCGAAUACAAUAGUCUAGUCAAAAAUUUGAAAGAUAGGAUAAUAGCUUUAGAAAAAGACCUACUGGAGACGCAAAGAAAAGCAGGGUUGCCAAUGGUGCUACCUUAUGAUAGUAAUAAUCUAAAACAAUUAACGCCCAAGUUGACGCGUAAACAACCUCCUAAGCCACUAUUUCAAUCUUUGGAGACCGAUUUUUCCGACACUGAAGUCUCGGACGUUAGUCCUGACGAUGAUAAGACUGCCACUGUAGAACGUAAGUUGCCCAUUAAAGAAGAAUUCGAUAGCGCAGUUCCUCCUCACGAACUUCUCGACAUAUCAGCGAAUAAGAGCAAAGCAGAACUGGUAGGAAGAGGCGCGUUAGCCAAUAGGCAACUUCCUACAGGAAAAAAGGGAUCUCUAAGUAAUAGUAGCUCAGACUAUGGUUUGGAUGAAAGCUACAACUCUGGGGAUGAGCUAGUGGACUCGGCUUUUUCUCAAAGUGAUAGCAGCUACACUCCAAAACAGAAGACUACCCGACCCAACACAUUGAACACAUCAUUAUACUCCCAGUAUGCUACCGCACAGCAAUUACAGUACAAUGCUCAAAAUACGCAGUAUUCAGUACAAUACAGCCAAAUCCAAAGUGCAAACAUUUAUUCCACUCAUAAUACUAUACAACAACAGCAACCCUCGAACACCAACGUUGUAUACGCUAAAAUACAAAAGGAAUCGUCAAAUGUACAACAAAGCAGUCCUGAUCCAUGGAACGGGCCACAAACUAAAAUGCCGCCGUUAGGCAUGGGACCUCCUGCUUCAUUGGCAGAACAACUGAAACAGGUUUUGGCGCAGAGAGAGAAACGCAACGAUAGCUUAUCAAGUUCAACAGAUGAAUUAAAUGAAAAAAGCAAACACGACGCUGCUCAACACCUUCUCGAAGAAAUCAGACAAGCGGUCAAUGAAGCAAAUGCCAAAGUUAAAAAAGUAGCUCCAGUUAGUUUAUCACCGCCAGGUUCAACACCUUGGCAGCACCAGGGUAACACAUCACCAACUCCACCUUCGCCUUCCAGUUUAUCAUCAGGGUCGGUGUCGCCUUCGCGGCAUGAUAUGUCAUGGCCUACAACCGAUCUCAGCCUCUCCUCGCUAAGUAUUUGUAGCGAAAAGAGGCCUAGUGGCUUCUGGCAUUCUGUACCAGUAUCGGAAUGGACUAAAGAGCAGGUUUGCCAGUGGCUUGCAGCGCUUGGUCUUGAACAUCAUGUGACUAAAUUCGUAGAACUCGAAGUAAAUGGGCCGUCACUGUUGCUCCUAACCUCGACAGAUUUCAAAAUUUUAGGCAUAACGAGCGACGAGAAAGCUCGUCUGAAGAGAAAAAUAAAAGAACUGAAGGUUCAGGCGGAGAAAGAAAGGAAACAAAUGGAAAAAGAGAGGAAAGAAAAGGAGAGAAUGAGGAGAAAAGCUGAGAAGGCCAGUAAAAAAAAUAAGUAACUUGUGAACCUUCGACGAAUUGCCAUAUUGUGGGAUUUUUUUCUGGCCUAACUAUAUUUUUGAGGCCCACUUUUGUUUCCUACUUGCCAUUUAAAAUUUUCAAAGUUCUUGAAAAAUUAUAUUUUCAUGUCAGGUGUAAAUAUGUUUAUAUAUUUCCUAUUUAUUUAUUUAAAAACAAUAUAAAAUGAAUUUACUCUUA